Messenger RNA from Zymoseptoria tritici IPO323, 1011 nucleotides. RefSeq lists its product as uncharacterized. The transcript has 3 exons. The record is from RefSeq and is a predicted model, not a curated record. NCBI's taxonomy places the organism in Eukaryota, Fungi, Ascomycota, Dothideomycetes, Mycosphaerellales, Mycosphaerellaceae. The coding region runs from base 1 to 1011 and encodes 336 amino acids.
AUGGCCAAAGUAUGGACCCCAGCCAGGGACCAGAACCUGCUCUUGCUCCUGAUUCAAGAAAUCAAGAUCGACUUCUCCACCCUGCCGCAGAAGUGGCAAGAAAAAUAUCCGACCGAGACCUUUCAACCUACAUCCAAGGCCCUCAGCGAGCAUGUUGCCAAGUUGAAGCGCAACGUGAAGGCCAGCACGAACGCCACUGGCUCCGCUAAGACCUGGACCGCAGCUCGGGAUCAGAAUCUCCUGCUCCUUCUCAUCCAAGAGGUGAAGGUGGAUUUUUCCAAGCUGCCAGCGGCAUGGGCGAAGAAGUAUCCAACCGAGACAUUUCAGCCGACAAUGAAAGCCUUCAGUGAGCACGUAGCCAAGCUGAAGCGCGCGGCCAAGUCCAGUGGUGAUGCCACAGCAAACGCGAGUUCCACCACAACAAAGCUCCCAUCGACUGGAUCCGUCGUCGCCGCAGCGACUCCGCAUGGCAAGGUCAGUACCGCCAAACCGCGCCCGAAGCGAGCCCGCGCAGAGAUAAAGAACGAGGAGAGCUCCGAGGACGAGGCCACCGACGACCAGGCGAGCCCAGCAAAGAAGCGCGCCACACCACGCCGCAGUGCAACACGCAAGUCGUACAAGGAGGAAGACUUCAGCGAGGACGAAGAUGCCAACGCCAGUGGGGAGGAAGUUUCGGCGAGUGAACAGGACGACUUCCUCACCUCGGCGCGUGCCACCUCUCGCACCGUCGACUUCGGGGCCGAAAAGGCAGAUUCAGUCAUCUCCCGUACCGUCGACUUUGGAGCGGACAAGGCAGACUCGGCCAUCUCGAACGCUCCCUCGCCAAGCAAGAUCGCUGAGGAGCAUACUCCCGCCAGCCUCGCCGACGAUCAGUUCGGCCAAGACAUGUUCCGUCCCAUCGACAGCAUCGCUCGCUCGAAGCAGAGCGCCGCACGCCCAUUCGGCCAGUUCGACUACUUCGGCAACCCGGUUCCGGAGGACGAUGCCGACGACUACAUCCCCUCGAAGUGA